AUGGCUACCAUGGCCUCACAGUCGUCCGCAGCUCUCACGUUCGAGCUCGUUGCUCGUUGUUCUACAACCCGAGCUCGAGCCUCCGUCUUGACGCUGCCUCAUGGACCGGUUCAACUCCCGCUCUUCAUGCCCGUGGCCACCCAGGCUUCGCUGAAGGGCUUGACCCCGGAGCAGUUAGCGGAAACAGGAUGCCGUCUGUGUCUCAACAACACCUAUCAUCUCGGGCUGAAACCAGGCCAGGGAGUGCUCGCCGCUGUGGGCGGUGCGCACAAGCUGCAGGGAUGGAAUUACAACAUCUUGACUGACAGUGGCGGCUUCCAGAUGGUGAGCCUGCUGAAGCUCGCCAACAUCACCGAGGAAGGCGUUAGGUUUCUGAGCCCACACGACGGUACGCCGAUGCUACUGACCCCGGAGCACUCCAUUGGGCUGCAGAACACCAUUGGCAGUGAUAUCAUGAUGCAGUUGGACGAUGUCUUGGUCACCACAUCACCCGACAAGGCACGAAUGCGGGAGGCUAUGGAGCGAAGCGUACGCUGGCUGGACCGCUGUAUAGCAGCCCACAAGAAUCCGACGACGCAGAAUUUGUUCUGCAUUAUUCAAGGUGGCCUCGACGUGGAAAUGCGACGCGAGUGCACCAGGGAGAUGGUGGCCAGAGAUACGCCAGGUAUAGCCAUCGGCGGUCUUUCCGGCGGCGAAGCAAAGGCAGACUACUGUCGUGUGGUGGCAACAUGCACAGAGCUUCUGCCCGAGUUGAAACCGCGCUACGUCAUGGGAAUCGGCUACCCGGAGGAUCUCGUGGUGAGCGUCGCCCUGGGCGCGGAUAUGUUCGACUGCGUGUGGCCGACCAGAACAGCCAGAUUCGGAAACGCCAUCACCAAACGCGGAGUGCUGAACUUCAGGAACGCCAAGUACGCCGGGGAUUUCGGUGCCAUCGAAGACGGAUGCGGUUGCAUCUGCUGCAGGAAAGGCGAAGGUGGCAUCGCCGUCACGCGGGCUUUCGUCCACCACAAUGUGUCCAAGGAGACGGUUGCUGCGCAUCUCCUCAGUAUACACAAUGUCUGGUACCAACUGAAUCUCAUGACCGAGGUCCGGGAUGCUAUCGUCGCGGAUGAAUACCCCAAGUUCUUGCGGCAGUUCUUUGCUCACCUCUAUGCGGACAAAGCCGACUAUCCACUCUGGGCCGUCGAGGCAUUACGUGGUGUCGGAGUAGAUCUGAACGGGGACGAGAUGUAA
Messenger RNA from Pseudomassariella vexata, 1233 nucleotides. RefSeq names its product queuine tRNA-ribosyltransferase. The record is from RefSeq and is a predicted model, not a curated record. The transcript has 3 exons. Gene Ontology annotation, molecular function: tRNA-guanosine(34) queuine transglycosylase activity. The coding region runs from base 1 to 1233 and encodes 410 amino acids. Gene Ontology annotation, cellular component: cytosol. NCBI's taxonomy places the organism in Eukaryota, Fungi, Ascomycota, Sordariomycetes, Amphisphaeriales, Pseudomassariaceae.